GGGGAAAUUCUAACGAAACAAGUUUCUAACGAAAAUCCUAUGUGAUUAUCAGAUGUGGGUCAUACUCUUUUCGCUUUUUAAUAUCGAGAAUAAAGCUAGCCACAGAACCACCCUCUCCCAUUGUUUACGUUGUCCCCCAGGAGGGAGGAUUGAGGUGCCAUGGCAAGCACCUCGUCGUUUCGAACGUUCGUAUUAUAUACGCUAGCAAAGUGAGUGGAACGAAACGCUGAAGUGAGUUCUGUCCGACGUUCGCUCGUCGCCUUCGAAAAGAAACAGGAUAAACAAAGUGAAGAUUCCUAGGUUCUUUAUCGCUUUGAAAGCAGCUAACAGCAACCGAUUCAUUUCGCGUCGGAUAUUAUCAUCACGUCACUGAAAUGGGCCUGUCUUCGGUAUGCUGAAUUCGAUUUUUCGGCUUUGUCGGCCUUUUCUAGCCGGGAGCAACCUUGUGGUGGCACGCCUUACUGCAGUAUCAAGCAAUAGCGGACGCUAUUUCAAACGUUGCAGUUGCAGUAGUUCGCCGAAAACAGGUACCACCGGCGCAACUGGCAGGUUGAGUGCGGGCAUCGUAAUCAUCGGCGACGAAGUUCUUCGGGGUGACGUUCGUGACGCAAAUGCGUACUUCCUACUAAAAAAUCUUCAUCGAUACGGUGUUAGUGUAAGGCGAAUUGUAUUUGUCGGCGACGAAAUCGACGAGAUCGGUAGCGUUGUUAAGGAGUUUGCCGGAAAACACAAUUUUGUGUUUACUUGCGGAGGCGUCGGGCCAACCCACGAUGAUAUCACGUAUGCAGCGAUCGCGAAAGCUUUCGAUCAACAAAUUGUCUUGCGACAGGACCUGUGGGAUUUAUGCAAGUUAUACUUUGGGAACGAUCUGACUGAGGAUAGUCCGUUAACAAAAUUCGCUCGAAUUCCUGAACGGGCGGAGUCGAUCAUAGCGCAAGUUGUUCACAACUCCCGCGUGUUCACGUCGUGUUUGGUCAGGCUGGAUAACAUUAUAAUUUUGCCAGGAGUGCCACUUAUUACAGAAAAGCUGUUUCCUGUAAUCGUAGAACGCCUCGGCCUCGAAGAGAUGCCUGAAAUCACCCGAGAACUGUUCCUCUCUCUGGACGAGGCUAGCAUAACUGAACAGCUAAACGAAGCGGUGUCCAAGUUUAAAGAUGUGAAAUUUGGCUCUUACCCUCACUUCCAUGGAGAUUAUUAUAAGACCAGACUACGGAUAGAGGCUAGCAACCCAGCACAUCUUGACGAAGUAGAAAAUUAUUUCCGUAACAGCUUGCCCAGUGGUGCUAUUAUUGAUAAUUUUUUAAGUAACCCCCUCGAAGCAGCGCACAGACGAAUCGAAAUCCUUGCCGCGAAACACCCUUUCGUUAGAGAAGCAUACGAUGUUGUCUGCAAAGCUCUUAGACUUUACAAACCCGAGGAAAUUUGUGUGGCGUUCUCUGGUGGAAAGGACUGCACGAUUGUAGCAUACCUAUACUAUGCUGCCCUCCAAGAGCACGUCAAGGAAACGGACAUUAAGACCAAACAAAAUUGGUUAUAUGUACGUUCGGAGGAUGGCCGACCUGAAGUUGAAAAGUUCAUUGAAGAUUCUGUAACAUUUUACGGAGCCCACCUUAUAACAAUUAACGCAUCUUACAAGGAAGCCUUAAAGCAGGCCAUUGAUUCGGGCCUGAAACUGUUUCUUUUGGGAAAUCGUACUGUCGAUCCGAAGGGGGAUACACUUAAUCACUUCAAUGCGACGGACUCUGAUUGGCCCCAGGCAAUGAGGGCCUUCCCUAUAUUGAAUUGGAACUAUAAAGAAGUGUGGAAAUUUCUUCGAGAUCUCCAUAUUCCUUACUGUCCAUUGUACGAUCAAGGUUUCUCAUCGUUAGGAAAGCAAAGUACGCCUAACCCUAAGCUAAUCUACGUGGAUGAGCGCGGAGUGACCCGAUUUCGGGCAGCUUACCUUUUAGAUGAUAAUUCUGCGGAACGAAUUGGCCGACGAUAGUAUCUGUUAUAUAGAUUUAGUUACAAUGUUGAAGUGACUCGUUAUGAAAUAUAUGGUGAACAAAAUUGUCUGUUACGCACUACCGUCGGUAUGUGCGGUUCUUUGCAAACAGUAGAUGCAAAUUUAUUGAGUGAAUAUAUUCGUUAUAAGAGCCUUAAGCCUGUCUGGAUACUGGAUAUACAUUUAUACAUAGGCAUGAAUUAUACACAUAUAUAUAUAUAUAUAUAUAUAUAUAUAUUCAUUGGUAUUAUCGGAAGCGUCCUUUAGUGCUGUUGAAACAGUGUGCUAUCCGUAAGCAUAGCAUCACUAAAACUAAAACUUUACAUGAAACUUUUAAAAUAAAU
Molecule: messenger RNA, 2328 nt
Organism: Varroa destructor (honeybee mite)
Lineage: Eukaryota; Metazoa; Arthropoda; Arachnida; Mesostigmata; Varroidae
Product: bifunctional FAD diphosphatase/FAD synthase-like
Biological process (GO): FAD biosynthetic process
Molecular function (GO): FMN adenylyltransferase activity
Source: RefSeq, a predicted model, not a curated record